AUGUGCAGGAGAUACUUGGGACACAAAGUGACCAUCCGUCCAAACGCCAAGAAACUCCACAAAAUCUUCACAAACAGACACAACAUGACAUGGGAUGAAUUCUCAACCAAGGUCCAGAGAUACCAAACAGGGUUCAUGGGGGAGCCAGAUGAAAUGAAAGCAGGAGAGGGAGAGUUCCAUGAGAACCCGACCUCCUGCAUUUGUCGAAAGAAGAAGGCCAAUGAACAAUCUGUAAAAGAGGACGAGCAUGACUCAUGGCCAUGGGAGUACUCAGACAUUGGCAACGUCCCCAUGGCCACUAGAAGCGGUUUGGAUCAUCAAUCAGAAGUUGACCAUGAGAUUUUCUGA
This is a messenger RNA of Eruca vesicaria subsp. sativa (arugula), 348 nucleotides long. The record is from the annotation of a GenBank genome assembly. Lineage: Eukaryota; Viridiplantae; Streptophyta; Magnoliopsida; Brassicales; Brassicaceae.